AAUCUUGCGCCAUUUUAGACAUUCUUUAUCUUUCACUCUGUAAUGACGAUGGCCUUACACCAACUCUCAGAGACUUUAUACGCAGACUGACGACUAAUCAUUAAAGACUUGGUCUUUCGUAAAUGACUUGGUCUUUCUUUCACACUCAAAUUAUUUUCGGAGAUGCAAACAUUUUUUUUUUGGUUUUUUCCAGAUUUGACCAGUUUGGUCAUCAGCACCCUCUACAAAAGCAAUGAAUUUUGGGAGAAUAUUUCAUAGUUUUUGUUAUCUUCUCUUGUAAUUGAUACUUAGCAUAAUAUUCAUCUUAUUCUCUGAAAGAUGAAUUCAAAGGCAGAGAAAGCUGUCAUAAAUGGCCUCUUAUGGCUGUCACUUUUAACUGCUAUGGUGAUUGCAUCAGAUCCAGACCUUCUGCAAGACUUCUGCGUUGCUGAUGUAUCUAAAGGGGCAGUUAAGGUGAAUGGAUUUGUAUGCAAGGAUCCCAAGAAAGUAAAACCCUCUGAUUUCUUGUUCAAAGGGCUGCGAAAACCAGGUUUAACCAAUAACACAUUUAGCGGCAAGGUUACAUCAGGAAAUGUGCAGAGCUUUCCAGGGCUAAACACAUUAGGCAUCUCAAUGAACAGAGUAGACUUAGCCCCUGGUGGCAUAAAUCCACCUCAUACUCAUCCUCGUGCAACAGAGAUUGUAUACUUAAUGAAGGGCACCAUUCUUGCUGCCUUUAUCGGCACCGACAAUGUUUUUUACUCCCAGAAAAUGAAGAAGGGAGAUGUGUUUGUGAUACCAAGGGGGUUAGUGCAUUUUCAGCAGAAUAUAGGGUCUUCCAAUGCUGUGGCAAUCACUGCUUUUAACAGUCAGUUGCCUGGAGCUCAGGUUCUUCCUUUAACACUUUUUGGGUCUAGUCCUGCAAUUCCAGAGGAGGUUUUGGCUAAGGCUUUUCAGAUCAGCAAGAAAGAAGUGAAAGAAAUCAGUUCUAAAUUUACUCCAUCAUAAAUGAUCGAAUUCCAUUACCAUUGGAUGACUACAUAAUUAUUUGGACUUCAUUGAAUAAAUCUGACAAAAAGAGAAGUGAUAGGGUUUCUCAGAUUGUUUCGGACAAAAUGAUUGAUUAAUGUAUUUGGCGUUUAUUUUGUUAGCCCUAAUUACCCAAUAAAGUUCAAGUUGAGAAUUA
This is a messenger RNA of Cryptomeria japonica (Japanese cedar), 1165 nucleotides long. Its product is annotated as germin-like protein subfamily 2 member 1. Lineage: Eukaryota; Viridiplantae; Streptophyta; Pinopsida; Cupressales; Cupressaceae. The record is from RefSeq and is a predicted model, not a curated record. Gene Ontology annotation, cellular component: cell wall. The transcript has 2 exons. Bases 319 to 987 code for a protein of 222 amino acids. Gene Ontology annotation, molecular function: manganese ion binding.